AUGGCGGCCGCUAUUCCUGCGCGCGCACGGGGAGCUGUGCUGGGCUCCUUGGUAGCAGACGCUGCUGCUGUGCCUGUGCACUGGUGCUAUGACCCGGCAAAGCUGGCAGAUCACCUCAAGCAGGCAAAGAGUGGCCCGGCCUUUUGUGAUCCGCCGGGAAAUGUCUUCUACACCACAGCGCGAGGAGGCUUUAGCUGCUAUGGUGAACAGAGCAUGGCACUCUUGGAAUCCUUGGUUGAAUGCCACGGCAAGUUGGAUGCAGAGGACUUUGCAAAGCGACUGGAGGCCAGGUUUGGAAAGGCCAGUCCGUAUGAGGUGGAGGCUGUUGAUCAGGAGAACUGGCCGGAGCUGAAGACGAAUCCCACGGAUGCCGAGGGGAACGUCAUCGAAGCGGAGAGGAAGUGGUCCAUGCCGUUGCCGGGCCCCUGGCGUCAUGGCUCCAUCAAGGGCUUUCUUAAGAACUUUGUGAAUGAGAAGAAGCUCUAUCCAGAGUGCGGCUCCACUGAUGAACAGGUGGACGGAGUUUGCAAAGUCGCUCCAGUGGUAGCUUUAUUUGCCGGAGACCCCAACAUGCUGCCCACAGUUGAUACGGCCGUCCGAGUCGUGCAGAACACUGACAAGGCUGCCGCGUUUGCCUGUGGCUUUGCACGUGUCUUGGAGAAACUGGUGCUCGGCACAGCUUCUGUCCAAGAAGCGAUUGCUUUGGCAACGAAGGAGUUGAUGGAUCCCGAGCGUGCUUUCAAAACGACCUUGGACGAUCAAGUGGCCAAGACGUUGGAGCGUGUCGUCGGUGAACUGGCAGGGCUGUCGCAUUCGGAUGCAGGCAUGAAGCUGAAACCUGAAGCUGAACCAACUUAUGUUGAAGCUGUUGAGGCCAGCAUUGCCUGCGGUGGUUGCACUGCAAGCCGUGCCUCCAUUGCAGGUGCCUGCUUCGGCUCCAUCUCUUCAGCCGAGGGAAUUCCCGUGGAGUGGGUGGCCACCACGACACAGGGUGCUCGGGUUCAGGAGCUGGCGGAGAAGCUGGUCGGGGAAGAGGAAGAGGAAGAGAUGAUGGAGGAUGAUGCAGAGGCAGAAGCUGAGGCUUUGGCACAAAUGGCAAAGGCUAUGGCUGCCAAUCCAGGAGCUGUAUUGGGCCCUGAUGGGGAGGAAGAUGAGGCAGAGGAUGUUGCAACCGAAGCCCGUCCACUGACACCCUUGAAAUCCAAGGCAGAAGAUCGCGAUAUUUUUGCCGACGGUGAGACGGAAGAGCAAGACGAGGAAGCUGCUGGUCUCAAGCGCUGGGAUAAAACCAACGCAACAGGCGCGCUAAUCUCGCCGCUCUUCGAAGGGCUUGGCCCCACCAAAGAAGAGCUGGCAGCUGGCCAAGAUGGCCAAGGUAGCUCAGUGAUUGGCGGCCUGCUCAAGGAUGUCGGCGACAAGGCAGAUGCUGAAGAGCGCGCAGAAGCCAAAGAAGCCGUAGAUGCCGAUAUGGAUAUGUUCGGCUAA
This is a messenger RNA of Durusdinium trenchii, 1485 nucleotides long. The record is from the annotation of a GenBank genome assembly. Lineage: Eukaryota; Dinophyceae; Suessiales; Symbiodiniaceae.